CCAGUCUCUUCUUAAACUCUAAGUGUUCUACCAAAACUUGAAGAAAAGAUGUUCCACAGACAAAUUGAAUACUCUGUUAAAAAAACAUCAAAUCUUCGAUGCCACCAUCACAGGGGGCAGCAGUGAAGUUGCGAGCUGCAACGUAUCUUUCCCCUAAUAUACCCGUAGAAUUCUACGAAAUGACGUUGAAUUACUUGGAAAAAGCUCUAAAUCUACACACCACAUUGAUGUAUGAAUCCCGUUGGGAAGGUCCUCCACCAGACAGAGCCGAUCCAUUUAUUGAAAAUGAAUUGGACUUAGCUUGGAUGAGUAGUACCGUGUACUUAAGGAUGCUCGAGAAAGGAAACAAGUAUAUUGAACUUUUGCCCGUGUCUUCAACCCACCUUCAUCCACGAGGCGAAGACCGUCCAGGAUAUUUUGCUGAUGUCAUCAUUCACAAAGACUUAAGUGAAAAAGUGAAAGAAUUCCUGGAUUUGCGAGGAAGUAAGUGGGCAUAUAACAGAGCAGAAUCUCUCAGUGGACAUAUAGUGACUUUACAAACUCUCAAAGAACUUGGAGAGAAUGCCAGCUUCUUUGGGAACAUUCUCUACUCGGGGUCCCACCUCGAGUCCAUACGAAUGGUGAUAAACAAGAAAGCUGAUGCUGCUGCUGUUGAUGCAAACUGCUUGGCUCUCUUUUUGGAUAGGAACCCUUGUGUGCGUGAUGACUUAAAGGUAUUAAGUUCAUGGGGAAUGUUAACACCCUACCCUUUGGUGGUUAACAGACGUCUUCCUGAUGAUUUAAAGAGUAAAAUUGUCACUACUCUACUUGAUAUGCAUAAGACUCGAGAGGGAGCUCAAGCUUUGUCAGAAUUCCGAGUCAGACGUUUUGCUUCGAUUUCUCUCCAAGAUUUUGAUCAAGAAAAAGAACUUAUUGAAAGUACAAAAAGUUUAAGUUUUGAUACAGUAUAUUAUUGAACCAGUUUCCAGU
Messenger RNA from Limulus polyphemus (Atlantic horseshoe crab), 969 nucleotides. RefSeq lists its product as uncharacterized. Lineage: Eukaryota; Metazoa; Arthropoda; Merostomata; Xiphosura; Limulidae. The transcript is spliced from 6 exons. Bases 99 to 956 code for a protein of 285 amino acids. The record is from RefSeq and is a predicted model, not a curated record.